AUGGAUACAGAAAACCACACUUUGCGGACACAUUUUGUCUUGUUUGGGCUCACAAAUAAAGAAGAACUCCAGGUGCCUUUGUUUGUUUGUUUUUUGAUACUCUACAUGCUAAUCCUUGCCGGGAACUUUGCUAUCAUCCUGGUCAUCAUCUUGGACCGUAACCUUCACACUCCCAUGUAUUUCUUCUUGUGGAAUCUAUCUUUGCUCGAUAUCUGCUAUUCAUGUGUUAUUGUUCCAAACAUGCUUUAUGAUUUUCUAAUUGUUGAAAAGAUAAUUUCAUUUGGUGGCUGUAUCUCCCAAAUACAUUUUUUUCAUUUCUUUGGAAGCACUGAAGUUAUACUUUAUUCAGCAAUGUCUUUUGACCGAUUCGUAGCUAUAGGAUAUCCCUUACGCUACACCAACAUUGUAAGCACUAAGGUUUGUAUGUGGUUGAUAUCAGCCUCAUGGGUAACUGGAUUUUUCCAUGCCCUCAUACAUGCUGUGAUGACUGCAAGACUUCCAUUCUGUGGGCCAAACCUAGUUAAACAUUACUUCUGUGAUGUGAAGCCAGUGCUGAGGUUGGCUUGUGCAGACACGUCUCUUAAUGUAGAGCUUCUCAAUAAGGUCACUGGUACUGUGGUCACAGCACCCUUAUGUCUAACACUUCUUUCAUAUCUUUUCAUUGGGAAAUUUCUCAUAAAGAUCCGGACAUCGGAAGGGAGGAAACGUGCCUUCUCCACCUGUAGCGCUCACCUCACAGCUGUUUCUAUUCAAUAUGGAGCAGUUUUGUUUACUUAUAUGCGACCAUCUACACAAGACUCCUUAAAUGAAGAGAGAGCAUCUACAAUCCUAUUUACAGUCAUAACACCAAUGCUCAACCCAGUUAUCUACACACUGAGGAACACACAGAUGAAGGAAGCAAUGAAACGGGUUUUGAGGAGGUUGCUAUUUUGA
Molecule: messenger RNA, 933 nt
Organism: Pelobates fuscus (common spadefoot toad)
Lineage: Eukaryota; Metazoa; Chordata; Amphibia; Anura; Pelobatidae
Product: olfactory receptor 12D1-like
Exons: 1
Coding region: 1-933 (310 amino acids)
Biological process (GO): G protein-coupled receptor signaling pathway
Cellular component (GO): membrane
Molecular function (GO): olfactory receptor activity; odorant binding; G protein-coupled receptor activity
Source: RefSeq, a predicted model, not a curated record